Messenger RNA from Egretta garzetta (little egret), 6529 nucleotides. It is a transcript of the gene TMEM9B, whose product is annotated as TMEM9 domain family member B. Gene Ontology annotation, biological process: positive regulation of canonical NF-kappaB signal transduction. NCBI's taxonomy places the organism in Eukaryota, Metazoa, Chordata, Aves, Pelecaniformes, Ardeidae. The transcript is spliced from 5 exons. The record is from RefSeq and is a predicted model, not a curated record. Gene Ontology annotation, cellular component: lysosomal membrane. The coding region runs from base 1126 to 1500 and encodes 124 amino acids.
CCGCUGUAAAUGCAUCUGCCCUCCUUACAAAGACCACUCGGGCCAUAUUUACAACAAAAAUGUUUCACAGAAAGACUGCUUGAAUGCUGCACUCCCCCAUGGAGGAGAAUGUAAUUCUACUUUCAAAUAAAUGAGAAAAUUAAGCCUUCUGCUCCCUUCCAGAGGAUAUGACUCGACAAUCAAUAGUUUUAGUUAUGAAGAAGAAACACAAAGAAAACAGAAGAGAUGAGCUGGUGUCUGGCCAUGUGUUUGCAGCAUUGUAAUCUAGCCCAGUGGAGUGUUGAAUCCUGGGCUGCUGCUGUCACUUAGGGGACUCUGGGAUGUGAACUCUGAACAGCCAACCUGAGUCAGCAAAAAGAUGCAAAUUACAUAAGUUAUUGGUGGAAGCAGUUGUCUCAUGGCAGCUGGAUUUUAGUGCUGUGAUAUAGAGUGCCCAUAAGAUUGUCAGCCAUGCUUUUUUGUCAUGGGACUGAAUUAUAUUUUUGUAAUCUUUUAAGUGAUAAUGUGUUUUCUCAUCUGGGUCUGGUGCUGAAAACUGAAUGCUAUUUAUCGACUAUUUUGUUGCUUAGAGAAACAACCCAUCUGACUUGUGUUUUUUUCUUCAGUGCCUGUAACUUGUGAUGGCAAGAAAAAAGAACUUCUGUUCAAGAACACCAAAGAGAGGUUAAUCUCCCUUCAGAUAGUGGAAGGAUAGAAUAAGGCUCUUUUGAAUGUGAUGAAGAAAGAAGUGUAUAGCUGGAAUUACUUUCAUCCAUUAUGUCAGUGUCAAAUGAUGCAUUCGUGCUGGGAUUCAAAUCCUUGGACUUGUUAUGCUACCAGCUUUAAUACUUUCACUGAAAAAUGAAAACAUUGUAUUGAGUUCGAAAGGUCUUAAAACUUUUUUAGCAGCUUGUCAAUAGCUGAAUUUCUUGUUUAAGUAAAAUAAUUGUGGAGUAGUGAUUUAUUUAUUUACUUUUACGUCUUGGAUACCUCUAAUUUAGAAUGGCUGAACUUAAGCAAAGGUGGCUUCUCACCUCAUGCAGCUGGGGUCUGUACGCGUAGUGGAACAGGUAAGCUAAAACCAGCUCAAAAGUGACUGAACAGUUUCUGUCUUUCUUCAGUGAUUGUCUUCAUGUGGUUGAGCCUAUGCCUGUCCCUGGACCUGAUGUAGAAGCAUACUGUUUACGUUGUGAGUGCAAAUAUGAAGAGAGAAGCUCUGUCACAAUUAAGGUUACAAUCAUCAUAUACCUGUCUAUUUUGGGCCUGCUUCUUCUGUACAUGGUGUACCUUACACUGGUGGAACCUAUACUGAAGAGACGUCUCUUUGGACAUUCACAGCUCAUACAAAGUGAUGAAGACAUUGGGGAUCACCAGCCUUUUGCAAAUGCACAUGAUGUGCUGGCUCGUUCUCGGAGCCGUGCCAAUGUAUUGAACAAAGUGGAGUAUGCCCAGCAGCGUUGGAAGUUACAGGUCCAAGAGCAACGCAAGUCUGUCUUUGACCGUCAUGUUGUGCUGAGUUAAUUUUGUCUCAGUAAGAUAACUCCAGGGAAGUAAAGUGGACUAAUUGAAAGAGCUGACUUACGUCUUCCUGAUCCUGCCAAUUCAGAAGGGUUCUCUUGAAUGGUUCAUUAUUGAUUUAAAAAAAAAAUAAAAAAAAUAGAGAAAAGCAUUUGAACUUUGAAGGAAUGUACUGGAGUAGAUGCAAUUUUAAAAGAUUAGUUAACCAAAAGCUAAUAUCUUUACCUUUUCAACUGGCUUUUACUAAUGAAACUGAAAAGAAAACAAACCCUAAGACAUCUUGGGUUGCUACUGUGGUACCUUAUUUACAGUUGUGACUUUAUGGUGGUUUUUAACUAUAUAUUUCUCUUUACCAUUUAUGUGGUUAAAAAGUACCUGGGAACACAGUAAUUACUUACAACUCACUAAUCACUUUAAGACCAUUUGUAAAUAUACUUUGAUUUUUCUGCUGACUAUUGCUAGGUACUGGAAAUCUAAAUCUUGCGGUGUAGUUUUCAUACCAGAGAAUGAAAUCCUGAUUGGCUGUAUUCAUCAUUUGGUUUUCUUGCACUCGUAUUUUCAAGAUGCUUGUAUGUCAAGUGAUGUUUGCAGAUUUAAGGCAGAACUUAAAUGGACACUGACUCUUUGAGCUGCAUACUUAAAGUACUGUGAUGUAGAUAAACUCAAAUGCAGUGCAUAUCAAGACAGUGUUGGCAGUUUGUUCUAUUUUGCUUUAAUAGCUUAAUAUAUUGUAUGUGUAUGAUAUCUCUUAAAAAAAAAUAUUUUCCCUUCUUUUCAUGGGUAAAGUCUCAGGAGUUAGUAUAUGAUGAAAUAUUUAUUAUAAAAAUCUUCCUGCAUUUGUCUGGAUUGAUGGUGUAAGGCACAUACUUUCUCUAGCACCUGUCAUCUUGGGAGUUAGGUGUAUUUUUUUAUCUGUGAUUCUGUACUCAUCUCUCUUAAGAGGUAUACAGUUGCUAGAUGACUGACUUUCAUAUAUCCCCUUUGGAAUGUAACAAUUAAAGAUAAAACUGAUUUUUGAAAAAUGGAUGUGCAUUACCUGUAUGUCAUCAUUUUUCUCCCUCAUUACCCUGCAUGUAAAUUCCAUCUAUAAAAGCACUUCUCUGAAAAUGCUUCAGAGUAGAAAUACGCAUUUGUUCAGUGCUUAGGUAAAGGAAAAAGUCUCGCCAAACUGCUAAUUCAAAAAAGUUUUUAAUCCCUGACUUAAAUUUAGCUAUACGUAUGUAGUUACAUUAUUGUCUGAUACAGUUUUCAGUUCCAGCGUGGAAGGAAAAGGUACAGGGAACAGUACUAUAUGUUGCUGGGUGCAGUUUUGGCUUGUGUAGCCCACAGCCUGGGGGACAGAGUAGCAUGGGAAAAACUGUACCUGUACACAUAGCUCUGCCACGUCAGGGGUGGAAACAUAUUUGUCCCAUAACAACAUUUGCACUGACUGCAGCUCUUGCAGAUACAGAACUUCAUUCUCUACUCAGUUCUGUAGUCUUCCAAAAACUGAUAAUCUGGAAGGAAUUAUAAUGGGUGGCUACUUGGUAGAGGCACCAAGUUGUUGUUAUGACAGUGAUCUACCUGAAGAAAAAUCAUGUAGCUUGUUUGUUGAAUAUAUGCCUGCCUACCAGUUCUAGUAGAUGUUCUACCUCUUGGCUGCCGUUCUGAUGAGGCCUGAAGCUGGUGUGGGAAGGAGGAUGCAGAAUACAGCAUUGUUGUGGCCCCACACAAGGGCAGCGGGAACAGAAUGCUUUCUCUGAUGGCUAGCAAUCCCAGGAAGUUGAGACUGGGUGUAUGUAGCUCUCCUAGGAGUAGAUCAAGUGUUUCUAAUCUUAUACUGUCUUCUGAAAGCUUUAAGCUAAACUGGUUUGGUUUGGGAUUUUUUCUGUGGCUUUACUUUGAUAGAAGGUCCAAAUAAUGAGAUAAAGAAUUGAAGUAAUCCUAUAAAAUGUGGGAGUUUUGGAGUUAGAUGUCAGAUUUCCUCGCACCUGUACAACUGGACAUCUAUGUGCUGAUAUAGGUAUAUACAGAUGCUACAUAUAUAUAUUUGAUUAUACUGACCGAUUGCUCCAUACUGUGUUUCUAAGUUUAAGCAAAACUUUAAGACAUUUGUCUUGCUACUGAUUGCUCACCAUUUUCAAAUCUUGUCUGGUCUACCUCUAUAAAUGCUUUAUUAGAGACCUCUUAUAUGGUUUUGUACUUCUUACCUGUAAUUUUGGGAAAUUCCCUUAGUGUUAUAAUGAAGAUUAAAUUUGAGGGUAUUAAGCUAACUAAUAUGGGUCCUCACCUCUAAUCUGGAGACAAAUCUAUCACAAGUUUCUUCUAAAUAAAUGCUGAUUUUCUGUGUCUAAAAUGAAGCUAUGAAAAUUAGUUUGCUUAUGCCUCAGUGAUAAAGACUUAAUUAAAUUCUAGCCAAUUGUUAUGUUUUGACAUUGAAGUACAAAAUGCCAAUAAAUGAAAAUACUGCUUUUAGUAAACUGUAACAGAAUACAUACAGGAAGUAAACAAAGUACAUUCCUGAUUACUUUUUCAGGUAAUCUGGUUGUGUUCAAUACAGUUUUAAAAUUUCUAGCCCUUAAUGCCAAGUUUUGUUGCCAUCAUAGCUGUGGUGUGGGUGGAAAAGCCAAACCAGAAGUGAGCAGAUCUAACAGUAAGCUACUUUGCAUGUUGUCAAUUGACUAUAAAUUGCAGCAGUCAUUGACUCAGCAGAACAAAGCUACAUAAUUCAGGUAAGAGACUUGUGUAUUGCUGUAUCUAGCCACAGAUCUUCACUGAAUAUGAAUGUUUUUGUAAAUCACUUCUACCAGCUAUUCAGUAACAGUGCUUCCAUAGCUUUUUAAUGAAUAGAGUUUAAUAUGUUAUCUUAUUUAAUAAGGUGUAAGAAAAAUGGAACAUUAACUUCUUUUUCUAAUAUCAUUCAGAUAUUUUCAGGUAUUAUUCAUCAGUCUUAAAAUAACAAGUCUUGUUUCCUUGGAUUUUACUUUCAUCUGAAGAUUGGUGAGUCUCUAGUCUAAAAGGAAAACAAUCCUAACACUUGCAUUUUGCACUUUGUGCGGGUACUAAGGCAGCAGAUAACUGUUGUAUGUAAUGCUAUUGUGCAGCAGAAGUGUCAGUACAAAGCAACAAAUACUGCAAGUAUCUCUUCUUGGGGCAUUGUGUUGGUUUGGUUUCUUGCUCUGUAGUGAUGUUUUGCGAUGAAGUUUUGGGAUUUUUUUUUUUGCUAUGUAACAGACUUUUUUCCUCAGACACUGUUAAGUUGUUAGCAGUAGAAAGUUUUUAGACAAUAACCCAACCUGUGUAAGUAGAAAAGGGAAAGGUGACUGCCUACUAUUUUCAUUUUAUAACAAGUGUAUAUAUUCACCUCUGAUUUUCUGCAUUAAUGUAAAAUGGAUGUGUGUUUGUGCUUUCAGCCUACCUGGAGAAUUGCCUGUUUAAGAUGUGUGUGACUUUCUCUCUUGUCUAACAGCAUGCUAUAAAUGAAUUCUUAACUCAUAGGAUUGCUGUCGUGAGAUCUAUGUGCAUUAGGAAGAGAUACCACUGAAUGCAGAGGCAUUUUGAUAGAGUAUGUUGUGAGAAUGGGUCCAUACCGAGUAAAAAUUCUCUCUGUAUUAAAUGUGGCAGGUAUGAAGCCGUUAGAAUAUGUUAAAAUAUUCCCAUACCCUUGUGAAAGAUUAAGGGGAUCCCAUUUAUGUUAUGGAACCAUUUGAAGCUUUGCAAGGUUUUUAUGAGUAUGGAUUCUAGCUGUUUCUAGUAACCUAGUUAAAUGUUCAGAUGUGUUUUCCAUUUUAGAGGAUGUAAUAUAACCUAACUGUUUCAGACAGCAAUGUAUAGAUGUGGAAGUGGAUGGUGAGUGAGAGCAUUUUUUGAUAGAUUCUGUGUCGGCAAGUAUUGCGUGCAAUCCCUGAGGAUGGAUCAUAGUAAUUCUUUUUAAAUUAACUAGUUAUUUAAAGUUUAUUUUUAAGUAGCUAUUACAUAACAAUUAUUACAGUUAUGCUGAUACUUAGCUGUUAGAAUAAUGAUAUUGGGAAGGUACUAUAAUGUAGCUUCCUAUAAAGCACUCCGAGAUUAUCUUUCUAACAAAUAUAUCAGGGUGAUUUGAGUAGUUACUCCUGCUGUGAUGCUGCUCUGAAGAGAGAGUAUGUGAUUUUAUUAGGCCAGUCUGAGUUACAGGCUUCUAGCAGUGGCCCAACGACUGUGUGCAGUCCCUUCUUUGUAAAAUAAUUUAUAAUUGGAGCAAUAUUAUUAGGACAUGCACUUUUUCCUUUAAUAAAUUAUUUCAUAAUCCUCUAUCAGGAUUGUAUUUAGUAUUUCAUAUCUGUGUUUAACUUGCAGGUGAGCACAGAAGGAACAUGAACACCCAAGGAGAAGUCAGGUUUAGCAGAAAAUCAUCCUCUAAACUUUUUGUAGAACUUCUUUUUUAGAAUGGACGUAAUACCUGACAGACAUAAAAUUAAAAAUGAGAUCCAUUCCCUACUCAAGUUUUCCAUCUAAUUAAGAUCGCGUAGAGAGUGAGACAUCAAAUGAAUAGAGAGGAAAAAAUAAUUUGUCUUUGAAGGCUUUGUGGUAUGGAUAGGGAGUCUGUUCCUGGAAUUGUAGAUUUAAAUUCUUUCAGGGAGGAGAAGGGGUGGAGAGAAUGCCUGAUGCUGGCCUGCUUUGUUUUUUGUCUGUAGAGAUGUAAGUUUUGGUGGAUUUGCAACAAGCUAGGCCUAUGUGGAGCACAUAAAGUUAGAUUCUCUUCAUUUCUGAUGCUGAGGUGAAAGGAUACUGUUUGCUGUUUCCUUUAGGAAGUUUUAGUGGCUUUUUUUUUCUUAAAAUCUGUUGUGAAUUGUUUUAAUCAGUGUUGCUGACUUGUACUUUCUUGUAUUUUCAAAUGGGACAUUGUCUGCUCUACAUAACGAUCUUCCAACACCAUUCUGAAAUGUCACAAAUGCACUAAAAGUCUCUUCUGGAAAAUGCCAGUGAUGCCAAGUGUUGGUAAGCCCAGGUGAGUUUUUUCUACUGUUUGGUAUGAGUUGUUUAAACUAUUAUGUCAUUACACAUUUCCAGGUUA